Petromyzon marinus (sea lamprey) is the source of this 3112-nucleotide messenger RNA. Its product is annotated as vitamin K epoxide reductase complex subunit 1-like. Gene Ontology annotation, molecular function: vitamin-K-epoxide reductase (warfarin-sensitive) activity. Gene Ontology annotation, biological process: peptidyl-glutamic acid carboxylation; vitamin K metabolic process; blood coagulation. NCBI's taxonomy places the organism in Eukaryota, Metazoa, Chordata, Hyperoartia, Petromyzontiformes, Petromyzontidae. The record is from RefSeq and is a predicted model, not a curated record.
CCACCCAUCACCUACCAACCAACUACCACCACCUACCAACCACCACCAACUACCAACCAACCACCACCACCAACUACCAACCAACCACCACCACCUACCAACCACCACCAACUACCAACCACCUACCAACCACCACCACCAACUACCAAUCAACCACCACCACCUACCAACCACCACCACCUACCAACCACCUACCAACUACCAACCAACUACCACCCACCACCUACCAACCACCACCACCCACCAACUACCAAUCACCACCCACCCACCAACUACCAACCACCACCCACCCACCAACCACCACAACCAACCACCACCAAAUGGCUUCUUCUCGCCCGUCCUCCUCGCGUGCCCCUCGUCGCGGCGUCUGGGAGCUGCCGACUCGCCUGGGGCUUUGCGCCCUCGGGGUGACGCUCUCGCUGCUCGCGCUCCACGUGGAGGUGGCCAAGGAGCGCGACUCGACGUACUCGGCGUGGUGCGACUUCAGCGCGAGCGUCAGCUGCUCCAAGGUCUUCUCCUCCAGGUGGGGACGUGGAUUCGGUCUGGUGGCUCCGCUGUUCGGACAAAGCAGCCUCCUCAACCAGCCCAACAGUGUCUUCGGGGUCAUCUUCUACUCCCUGCAAGUUCUGCUGGGCAUCUCGCAUCAGAGCCGUGCGGGCGACCUCGUGCUGCUGGGGACCUCGCUGGUGUCGGUGGCCGGAAGCUUUUACCUCGCCUUCAUCCUCUUCGGCGUGCUGCAUGACUUCUGCAUCAUUUGCGUCUCCACGUACGCCAUCAACUUCCUGCUGACGGCCGUCAACGUCGCGCGCAUGUGGAACGGCUCGGCGCGAAAAGCCGCGCACAAGCGCGACUGAUCGCUCCGCAAAACGAUCCCGCCAUCCAAAAUGAUUCCACGCGGGCUGCCACACCGUAAACGCAGAGGUCGUCUUGUGACGUCACCACGUGCGAUGGAUGGUUUUGCGUCUGCUGGAGGCGGGGGUGUGUUGCACUUGUACCAGCGUAUGAAAGCAACUGGUGCUUUGGCUCGACCCCCCCCCCCCCCCCUGAUGUGUUUACCAUGUCGUACCGCGCGUUUGUGCGGCACGAUGUCCAACGUUUCGCUCCGCAUGCUUGGGAUCUUCAACUUGUGGAGCGGAAUGAACGUCGGACAUCACGUCGCAUAACCCGAACACAAAUCGGGGAGAGCUGUGCAGCACAACCGUGAAAACGUUCGCGAAAUGGAGCGAUGUCAAAUCUGAUAAGAACUAUUUGGCGAUUGUUGUGUAUGAAUGGCAAAACUGUUAAUUGUUAUUUAAUUGUUGUUGCUAUUACUUUAAGUUUAUGAGAGAAUCGCGGAGGGCGUCAUACUUGACCGUUGAUAAAAAAAAAAAUUAGUUGCAGGUCAAAACAUUUUGGCAGUAAUAAGAUGUUGUGGAAGCAAACUGAGAGAAUGCAGGACCGAUUUUCAGUGAGGUUAAUCCUCAUGUAACAUAUCUGCCAAAUUAAUAUUACUAUCUGCUCCAUCCAUUCCUGGACCUAUACAGCAAAAAUCAGGUUUGUCUCGAAGCUUUUUUUUCUUUCCAGAUGUGGGCGUGGUCAGCUCAAGUGUGUGUGCCGUUUUUACACAGGUCAGUCAAAAUAUCUUUGGGAAAUAUUAUUGGUCAUUGGGGUACCAACAUCACCUUUACAGGGCAAUUGUUACAGUUGCAGACAAAAAAAAACUGCCCGAGCCGUACGAGAUAUAAAAUGGUGUAUGUGAAAUGACGCGAGGGCCUAAAGCAAAGAUGAUGUCAUGAGAAAUGUUUAUUUUGUAGGUUAACAACGACCAAAUGAACUUCCCAUUUUGUUACACAAUUGCACAUUCUGUCUCUAAAAUGUGAUUGUUACGUAUUAAGAUUGUAACAAGUUUUUGAACAAACGUCAAAAGCUGUUGAGAAUAAUUCCUAAGAAAUUCUGUCAAUGUUUCAUAAAUUAAAAAAAUACAAUUCUUUAACAUUGCAGCAUAAUUUUUUCAACCGAAACAUUUAUAACUUCCAUUUAUUCCUAAGCGCUUGAGGUUGAAAAAAAAUCAUUUACAAGACAAUGGUUGCUCACAACUGUGAAAGCAAUGUGCUCAGCAAUUUUGGGAGUCCUGACACAAAAAAACUUGUGCCAAGUCACGCUGUGGACGGUGGGGUCAAUGGAUCACUUUUUUUUGGCUCAAUUAUUCGACUCUACAAACACCAGGCCCAACGUGACAUGGAUGUUGAUGCUGAUGUCACAAAGCCUCGCCCAUCGCAGCGGCACGCGUGGAAAACAAGAGGCGAGACGUUUAUUUCUCCCAACUGCUGUCGUGUUAUCCGAUUUUAGUCGAACAAUCGUACCGAUAAUCGGUAGAGAAAUCGAUUGCUUAAAUAAUCGGAUAGCCCAGCUCUGGUGUGAAGUUACUGCGAAUAAAACAUGCCUCUUAAGUGGCGCUGGUCAUAUCUUGUAGAUGAUUAGGAUAUGUUACAAAACAGCAUAUUUUUAAGAUGUGAUAUUUACCGUCACAGUUAUCUAUAUAUAUAAAAGGGAAAUUUGUGAAUGUGUGUGUCUUUUCGAAAUGUUUAGCGUACUUCCCGACAUGCAACAAACUUGAAAUUUGCCAUGUGGGUACUUUCCAGAUUGUACACCAUGCAAAAUUUAUAAAAAUACACUUUAUAUAUUUUUUGUGGGGGUGCAAUGCAUAUAUUUUGCACGGCAAGUGAGCUGUGACGUCACAUCUGUCGUGUCACCCGCGCAUGCAGAAGCAUCACGCAGUGUGCCCGCUGACGUCACGCAUCCCCCCCCACCCUCCACGUAGGCCGUGUAUUAAUCCAAGACAAGAAUCCCAAGUCUUCAGCGAAGCUGGGUAGUAAAGCUAGUUAAAUAUAAAUCAGAAUCCUCGAAGCUGUUGUUCCAAUAAAAAUUAAGAUGUCAAUUCUCUUCUCAAUAACUUCAAAUCGUCAAUGACAAUUAGUUUUUAGUCCUUAAAAAUCGCUGACAAAAUAUACCUUUGAUAAGUGGAGAGUAUUUUGACUAAGGCACUGGCAGUAGUUGGCGGCGAAUUAUUUGAAUCAGUGGCUCUUAACAAAAAUGACAUCCAUAUAGUCCCAUUCACCAACAAUGAAAAAAG